This is a messenger RNA of Linum tenue, 2759 nucleotides long. Lineage: Eukaryota; Viridiplantae; Streptophyta; Magnoliopsida; Malpighiales; Linaceae. The record is from the annotation of a GenBank genome assembly.
CUCGAACUACUUGCUCAAUAAUUCUGUCCAGUCGCUUUCGGCCCGACAUGUUCCAGAAUAGGGUGCAGGGGGGGAAAUUAUUGGAUGGGGUAGAUCGAGUUUAAUAAACUCGAACUAGUGUAGAUCGAGUGUUUUAGACUCGAACCACUGCAUCAGUUUACGAUGAUAAAAAGCCCUCACUUAGCACAUUCUGGCAGCUCUUUUACUUUCUAUCUUCUUUCUUCCAAACACAAACUGCAGCAGCUGGAGCACCAUAGCUCACCAAAGAAGAAAAUUUUUGGAGAAAUGGGUAGAAAGUUUCGAAAAUUCGACUUAUUGAUUCGGUGGAAUGGUCGAAUUACCCAUUUUCAUGAUAGUAUUGACUACGAAGAUGGUGAAUCAAGUACUGUCCCGAUUAAGAGCAUAUUUACUUGGCAAGAACUCAGCCAUAUUUGUGCGGAACGAUGUUGCAUAGGAGGGAGAAGAGUAUGCAAGAUGACUUACCGUAUGCCGGUUUACAAGGAUUAUGCACUUGUAUAUGAAGGAUCAGUUUUGUCUGACGAUGAUGAUGUUAAUAUGAUGAUGAGAUUUAUUGCAGAGAACAGAUUUACAACUGCUGAGGUGUAUGUCGAGACAGAAGUUGUUGGCCAAUAUGGUGGGGGUGGUUAUACCGAACAAGGUGAAGGAUCGGGAGCUUUUUCCGGUUCAGGAGAUUUCAGAGUGCAGCAUGAUGCACCAUGGCCAACAUACGAGGAUCGAGCUGCAACUGGUCCAUUGGUGGAACAUGACGGACAGGAGUGGCCAGUAUGGGGUGGAGAAUGGGAUUACAUAAGGGCACCCAGACAAGCAUCUACAGCAGCAUCUGGCAUCAACAAUGAUCCAUAUGUGGAUAAACCAAGUCCUCCGUACACUAGCGAGGCAAGCGACGUGGAAGACGAAGAGUUAGAAUCAAUGAGUAGUUCAGAUGGUGAAGAUCUGGAAGUUGACGAGGGGGAAUUUGAGCCCCCCACACCUCACUACACGAUGGUGCCACAACAUCCUCUCUAUGCUCACAACGACGAUCCUGACCUCCCUCCUAUACCAAUCUGGACUCCUGACUCUGGAUUCGUGGUUGGCCAAACAUUUGCAGGAAAGCCACAGGUGGUCGAUGCAUUGAAAGAAACUGCUAUGCGAAGAAGCUUUCAAUAUCGUGUCAUCACUUCUGACACUAAACAAAUUCAUGUUCGUUGCGAGAACCAUGGCGACGGAUGCAUGUGGCAUGUUCGGGCGGCAUAUGUUAAAAGAAAUGGGGCUUGGCUCAUUCGUAAGACAGACAACAAUCACACUUGUAGGUCGUCACUGAUUUCUCUAGAUCACCGACAAUUGAGUGCAAGGAAGGUUGCACAAACAAUCAAACAUCUGAUUGAGGCACAACCUGGGAUCACCGUGAAGAGUGUCAUCGCUGAAGUGAAGAAUCGACAUGGCUAUACCAUCAGUUACAAGAAAGCAUGGCAUGGGAAGCAAAAAGCUAUGGCAGAGGUGUAUGGUGAUUGGGAAGAGUCAUUUGCUAACAUGCCUCGUUUGAUUCUUGCAAUGGAGGACAAGAAUCCUGGGUCUGUUUUUGUGCCUAGUUACGAAGAUUUCUAUGGAGGUGCUAAACGCGUGUUUAAGAGACUAUUUUGGGCAUUCAAACCUUGCAUUGAUGGUUUCACCCAUUGUCUGCCAAUAAUCCAAGUUGAUGGCACCUUUCUGACCGGCAAAUACAAGGGCACUCUACUCGUUGCCACUAGUGUUGAUGGCAGUAUGCAACUUUUCCCCCUUGCUUUUGCUAUAGUCGAAUCGGAGAACAACUUAAGUUGGGCAUGGUUUUUUUCCCAACUAUACACUCGUGUCACUCAACGGAAGGACAUUGCCAUACUUUCUGAUCGACACCAUGGAAUUAGACAUGCUUUCUACGACCUGCCCGAGGAGCUAGGGUGGAAGUGGCGAUGGUGCAUACGACAUUUCAAAAGCAAUUACGGGAAGCACUUUGGUAGAACUUAUGGACAACGUGCAGUUUGGCACGCUGGUAAGAACAAAUAAGAUGUUGUGAUUAUAUCAAUUGGUUGAAUGUGUAUACUCCUUUACUAACCUUAUUUUGCUUUAUUGUAGCUAUUGCUUUUCAGACUCGAAAGUUUGUAGACAAAAUGAAGAGCAUAAGGGAGGUCCACUCUGAAGGUGCAGAUUGGCUAGAAACUCAUCCUUAUGAGAGGUGGACGUUACAUCAAGACGAAGGGUAUAGGUAUGGAAUAACAACAACGAACAUGGGUGAGUGCCUCAAUGGUUUGUAUGUUGGUCUUCGUGCAAUGCCUAUCUCAUCUAUAGUCUUGCAUACCUUCUUUCGUACGGUGACAUGGUUCGUUGAACGCUACCAAGCAGCAUAUCAGAUGUUGAAUGCUGGAACCUACAUCCCAACGAAGAUUACGGAUGAUAUGAAACCAUGGUCAGAAAGGGCAAAAUGGCAUAAGGUGACUUUAUUUAGUCGAAGAGAUUCCCGCUUUUCAGUAGUAACAGGAAGUGGACCAGAUAGUUCAAAGGGUGGUAAUGCUCAAACAGUUAUACUAGAUGCAAAGAAUGGAAUUGGAGAAUGUACUUGUGGGAAGUUUCAAGGGAGACACCUGCCUUGCUCUCAUGCAUAUGCAGCUGCGAGAAGCGUUAAUUUGGAUCCUUUGAUAUUUGUUAGUCCAUACUACAAGACUCCAUACGUGGUCAGAGUUUGGGAAGGGUCGUUCUUUCCCUUGGCUCAUGAAGCAUAUUGGCCC